Molecule: messenger RNA, 1649 nt
Organism: Dunckerocampus dactyliophorus (ringed pipefish)
Lineage: Eukaryota; Metazoa; Chordata; Actinopteri; Syngnathiformes; Syngnathidae
Gene: tmod4
Product: tropomodulin 4 (muscle)
Exons: 10
Coding region: 253-1452 (399 amino acids)
Biological process (GO): pointed-end actin filament capping; muscle contraction; myofibril assembly
Cellular component (GO): striated muscle thin filament; myofibril
Molecular function (GO): tropomyosin binding
Source: RefSeq, a predicted model, not a curated record
CUGCUGCUUCUUCCGCCCGAUUUUCCCUGCUGGUUGUUCAGUGCGUUUGUGAGAGGGAACAUUGGCGUCCUGUUAUGGAACGCUGCAGCAUGAACAAGCUGACUGGACAAUGUUGGUAAAGUCGGAUUGAAACUUUCUAGAAACUUUCAACAGUGCAGCUGAAGUGAAGAGCCUCUCCCAACCAUAGGUGUGUCGCCGUGUGUGAGAGCGAGAGUGUGCAUGUGAGUCAGCGCUCUCUCCCCAAAGCGUGUCAUGUCGGACCCCAGGGACAUCGAUGAGGACGCCAUCCUCAAGGGCCUGAGCGCCGAGGAGCUGGACCAGCUGGAGUAUGAACUUCAGGAAAUGGACCCCGAGAAUGCCAUGCUGCCAGCUGGCUUCCGGCAGCGUGACCAGACAAAGAAAAGUCCAACCGGGCCGUUUGACCGUGACGCUCUGAUGCAGCACCUGGAGAAGGAGGCCAUAGAGAACCCAGACAGGGAGGACCUGGUGCCCUUUACGGGAGAGAAGAAAGGAAAAGCCUUUGUGGCCAAAAAAAAAGCGGAGAUUCCCGAGCACGAGCAGGUCAUCCUGGAGCCAGAGCUCGAGGAGGCGCUCAAGAAUGCCACAGAUGCCGAAAUGUGCGACAUCGCAGGAACCGUAAGACAACACGAUGACGAUCCACCCAACAACAACAUCCUUAUCUUGACAAACAGGCCGGAGCCUCACGAGAGACGAGGCAGCAUCCAGCUCGGCCUGCUGGUACCGGUGACCAGUUUCCCAGAUCAGAACAUUGCAUUGAAAUGUCCUCAAUGUUUUCUUGCACAUGCAGCUAUUCUGGGAAUGUACACGCUGAUGAGCAACAAGCAGUACUACGACGCUCUGGGAACCACCGGAACCAUCGCCAACACUGAGGGCAUUAACAGUGUUGUGAAAGCAGAUCCCUUUAAGGUCUUCCCUGAUGAGCCUCCCAAUACCACCAACGUGGAGGAGACUCUGGAGAGGAUCCACAGCAAUGACAGCAGCCUGACAGAGGUCAACCUCAACAACAUCAAGGACAUUCCCAUCCCGACACUGAAAGACAUCUUUGAGGCAAUGAAGGGAAACUCUCACGUGGAGCUCCUGAGCAUCGCCGCCACCCGCAGCAACGACCCCGUGGCCUAUGCUUGUGCCGAGAUGCUGCAGGAGAACACUAGCCUGCAGAGUCUGAACAUCGAGUCCAACUUCAUCACGUCCGACGGCAUGAUGGCCGUCAUCAAGGCAAUGGCCAACAACGCCACGCUGGUGGAGCUCAAGAUCGACAACCAGAGACAAAAGUUGGGCGACUCAGUGGAGAUGGAGAUCGCUGCCAUGUUGGAGAACAACUCCAGCAUCCUAAAGUUUGGCUACCACUUCACGCAGCAGGGUCCUCGCGCCCGAGCUGCCAUGGCCAUCACGCGAAACAAUGACAUGAUUCGCCAGCAGAGGCUGAGAUGAAAAACAUGAAGAUGAGUAGAAGAUGGAUGGAGCUGCUGAGCUUAGCACAGGACAUGUGCAAAACAUUUCACUUGUCACUGAGAGCACAAUUUGUCUUUUUUUAAGACAGGACGUGUCCUCUUUGUGCCGCCCAAUGAUUCAUCUCAUUGCGGGGGGAGGAGCAUCUGUAAAUACUUUCAUUAAAAUAUUUAUUCAAA